UGGAUCCGCUGGUUCCGUAACAACAUCCCGUCGGCUUCCCUCAGGCGGCGGGACUAGUGCGGCCGCCGCCUCCCGGGAGCGCCCGCCCGCGUGGGCCCGCGCCCUCCACGGCCCAGGCCCCCAUGGCCACCAACCCGCAGCCGCAGCCGCCUCCUCCGGCGCCGCCGCCUCCCCCGCCUCAGCCGCAGCCGCCGCCGCCGCCGCCGGGCCCCGGGGCUGGCCCUGGCGCGGGCGGGGCGGGCGGCGCGGGGGCGGGCGCCGGGGACCCGCAGCUCGUGGCCAUGAUCGUGAACCACCUCAAGAGCCAGGGGCUCUUCGACCAGUUCCGCAGGGACUGCCUGGCAGACGUGGACACCAAGCCUGCCUAUCAGAACCUGAGGCAGCGUGUUGACAACUUUGUUGCAAACCACUUGGCAACUCACACUUGGAGUCCACAUCUCAAUAAAAACCAGCUAAGAAAUAAUAUUAGACAACAAGUUCUCAAAUCAGGAAUGUUGGAGUCUGGUAUUGACCGAAUUAUUUCUCAGGUUGUGGAUCCAAAGAUCAACCACACAUUUAGACCUCAGGUGGAAAAGGCUGUGCAUGAGUUUUUGGCCACACUGAAUCACAAAGAGGAAGCAAGUGGCAGCACAGCUCCUGAUGAUGAGAAACCAGACUCUUCCAUCGUUAUACAAGGUGUUCCUGCCCCUGGGCCCAGUGCUAAUGUAGCCAAUGAUGCCAUGUCAAUCUUGGAAACCAUCACUUCUCUUAACCAAGAAGCUAGUGCUGCUAGGGCUUCAACAGAAACAUCAAAUGCCAAGACCAGUGAAAGAGUAUCAAAAAAACUCCCAUCUCAGCCAAGUACUGACACUAGUACUGACAAAGAAAGAACUUCAGAGGAUGUGGGUGAUAAAGAAAAAUCUACAGCUGACUCUGGAGGGGAAGGACUGGAAAUAGCCCCAAAGUCUGAAGAAUUUAGUGAUCUCCCUUGUCCAGUUGAAGAAAUUAAAAAUCACACAAAAGAGACUAAUAAUUUAAUUCUGCUAAAUAAGGAUGUUCAACAGGAAAGCAGUGACCAAAAAAUUAAAUCAACAGACAAAGGUGAAAAGAAGCCAGACGGCAAUGAAAAAGGAGAAAGAAAGAAGGAGAAGAAGGAAAAGACUGAAAAGAAGUUUGAUCACUCAAAACGGAGUGAAGAUAUACAAAAAGUUUUUGAAAAACAAGCAAAGGAAAAAGAAGUUGAGAGUUCAAAACUUCCUUCAGAAAAGAAUAGUAACAAAGCUAAAACUGUUGAAGGUACAAAAGAAGAUUUCUCUUUGAUAGAUUCUGAUGUGGAUGGACUUACAGACAUCACAGUUAGUUCUGUCCAUACUAGUGACCUUUCAUCUUUUGAAGAAGAUACCGAGGAGGAAGUUAUAAUGUCUGAUAGCAUGGAAGAAGGAGAGAUUACAUCAGAUGAUGAAGAUAAAAACAAACAGAAUAAAACAAAAACUCAAACUAGUGAUUCUAGUGAAGGAAAAGCAAAAAGUGUACGACAUGCUUAUGUUCACAAACCAUAUCUUUACUCAAAGUACUACAGUGAUUCUGAUGAUGAACUUACUGUAGAACAACGGCGACAGUCUAUUGCUAAAGAAAAAGAAGAGAGGCUUUUAAGAAGGCAAAUUAAUAGAGAGAAACUUGAAGAAAAACGAAAACAGAAAGCGGAAAAGACAAAGUCUUCAAAAGCCAAGAGUCAGGGCAAAAGUAGUGUGGACUUAGAAGAGUCAUCAGCAAAGAGUUUGGAACCUAAAACCCCGAGAAUUAAAGAAGUCCUUAAAGAACGGAAAGUUUUAGAGAAAAAAGUAGCCUUGAGCAAAAAAAGAAAAAAAGAUUCAAGGAAUGUUGAAGAGAAUUCCAAAAAGAGACAGCAAUCUGAAGAAGAUUCCAAAGAAACCCUCAAAACAAGUGAGCAUUGUGAAAAGGAAAAGGUGUCUUCUUCAAAGGAACUGAAGCAUAUUCAUGCAAAAAGUGAACCAAGUAAACCUGCCCGGAGACUUUCAGAGUCCUUACAUUCAGUUGAUGAAAACAAAAAUGAAUCCAAAAUAGAAAGAGAACACAAAAGACGGACAUCCACCCCGGUUGUGGUAGAAGGGGCACAGGAAGAGACUGACACAAGAGAUGGAAAAAGGCAAGUAGAACGCUCAGAAAUUGGCACUGACGAACCCCAGAAACAGAAAGGCACACUUAAAAAUGAAAAGCAUCUAAAGAAAGAUGAUUCUGAAGCAUCACAUUUGAAAAGCCUACCUAAGAAAGAGGUGAAAUCCUCCAAGGAGAAGUCUGAAAAAGAGAAAACUCUGUCAGAAGAAAAAUUGUCUGUGAAACAUAAAUAUAAAGGUGACAGUAUACAUAAAGUGGGUGACGAUACUGAACUUCACUCUUCUGAGAAAGGUGUAAAAGUAGAGGAAAAUAUUCAAAAGCAAAGUCAGCAAACAAAGCUUUCUUCAGAUGAUAAAGCUGAACGAAAAAGUAAACAUAGGAAUGAAAGGAAAUUAUCAGUUUUAGGCAAAGAUGGAAAGCCAGUUUCUGAAUAUAUUAUAAAAACAGAUGAGAAUGUUCGUAAAGAAAACAACAAAAAAGAGAGACAUUUAUCAACCGAAAAACCCAAAGCAGAGCACAAAUCAAGAAGAUCAAGUGAUUCUAAAAUUCAGAAAGAUUCUCUAAGUUCUAAGCAACAUGGUAUCACACCACAGAGAAGAAGUGAAAGUUAUUCAGAAGAUAAAUGUGAUAUGGACUCGACUAAUUUAGAUAGUAAUUUAAAACCAGAAGAGGUUGUUCACAAAGAGAAACGAAGAACAAAGAGCUUGUUAGAAGAAAGACUUGUGUUGAAGUCUAAAUCAAAAAGUCAAGGCAAACAAUUAAAAAGUGUAGAAACGGAAUUACAAGAAAGUAUCACAAAACAAGCAACCACUCCAAAACAAGAUAAGGAGAAGAACACAGAAGAAAAUGACUCAGAAAAACAGCGAAAGUCUAAAAUUGAAGACAAACCUUUUGAAGAAACUGGUGUUGAAACUGUAUUAGAGACUUCUGCUUCUUCAGCACAUAGUACACAGAAAGAUUCUAGUCAUAGAACUAAGUUACCAUUAGCAAAGGAAAAAUCUAAGGGUGAUAAAGAUUCAAGCUCCAGGCUUGAGAGAAAGUUAUCAGAUGGACAUAAAAGCAGAAGCUUGAAGCACAGUAGUAAAGAUGUAAAAAGGAAGGAGGAAAACAAGUCAGAUGACAAGGAUGGUAAAGAAAUUGAUAGUAAUCAUGAAAAGGCCAGAGGAAAUAGUUCAGUCAUGGAAAAAAAAUUAAAUAGAAGAGUGUGUGAAAAUCGAAGAGGAACCUUAUCACAAGAGAUGACUAAAGGAGAAGAAAAAUUAGCAACAAAUACUUUGGGCACUCCCAGUAGCUCCUCCCUUCAAAGACCAAAAAAAAGUGGUGAUACCACAUUGAUCCCUGAACAAGAGCCAAUGGAAAUUGAUUCUGAGCCAGGUGUUGAUAAUGUAUUUGAAAUUUCUAAAAUUCAAGACAGCAACAAUAGUAGUUCUCAGCAAGAUAUUGACUCUGAAAAUGUUAUGAAACAGAAAACUACUGCCACAGUUCUAAAGGAUGAAUUACGAACUUAUGCAGAUUUAAAAACAAUAGCUCCAGCCUGUAAAUCAGGGCGUGGAACAGGAGUUAUUAGUAAUUCUGAAAAGCACGCUGACCAUAGAAGCACGCUGACCAAGAAAAUGCACAUCCAAAGUGUUGUGUCCAAACUGAAUCCUGGGGAAAAAGAACCUAUUCAACAAGGAACUCAUGAAGUAAAUGUAGACUCUGAGUCUGUUCAUAGAAUGUUACCUAAUGCCCUGUCAGAAAAUGAUAGGGUACAAAAGAUUCUGAAAAGCACAACCAAACCCACUGAAGAACGUGUUGCUCAAGGAGAUACUGCUCUUGAACAUUCCACAAAUAUAGACCCCUCUCCGUCCUUAAGUUCAGUGACUGUUGUGGCUCAGAAAGAAUCUCAUGAUUCAGAUGUAACUCCUCUAGCUGACAAAAGAACUGUUUUAGAAGGUGGCACAGCCAGCACCUCCCCUGUGGAUCACUGUGCUAUCCCUAACCAAAGUUUGACUGUUAGGGAAUCAGAAUUCCCUAGGACAAGUGACAACAAAGAAGGUGGUGAAGGUUCCACAGUAGAUACACCAGCAAAAGCCAGCAUCACUACCAAAAGACACAUUCCAGAAGGUUACCAGCCCACUUCAUUGGACGGUAAGCAAGGAAAAGUAAUCAUGCCUCUCGGGAGCAAGGUCACGGGCAUGACUGUGGAAAAUGAGAAUGUUAACAAACAAGGUGGCUUGGUGGACAUGGCCCAGAAAGAAAGUGACCUAAGUGCAGAGCCCAGUUUAAAGCAGACAACUAGAGCAAUGGUAGAAAACGGCAAGAAGGAUGGCAUUGCUGUUGAUCAUAUGGUAGGCAUGAGUACAGGGAAAGAUGCUGAAACUGUCGAACUUAAGCAUGAUCAAGGCCCAGGUGAAAUAAAAGACCCAUCGAUUGAUGCUGAAGGAAAGAAUGAAAACAAUGAAGUAGACACCAGUGCCGGAGGUGGCUCUGCAUCCUCCAUUUUGCACCAAAAGAAUAGAAAAACUGAGGAUGUGGCAGCUGGACCUGGUAGAACAGAAAAGACUCCUGUUGCCACUAGUACUGAAGGGAACAACAAAAGUGUUAUGGUAAGCCCAGUGAAGGCUGGGGCUGCCACAACCACUUCUUCAGAAACAAGAGAGAGUGAGCUGGCUUUGCCUUGCACCAGCAUUGAGGCAGAUGAAGGCUUCAUAAUAGGUACAAACUCCAGAAACGAUCCUCGGCAUGCUGGCGCAGAAGCCAGUGAGUGCACUGUUUUUGCUGCAGCUGAGGAAGGUGGAGCUGUUGUCACAGAAGGAUUUGCUGAAAGUGAAACUUUCCUCACAAGCACCAAGGAAGGAGAAAGUGGGGAGUGUGCCGUGGCUGAAUCAGAGGACAGAGCAGCAGACCUAGUGGCUUCUCGUGCAGUUAAAAUCGAAGCCAACGUCAAUAGUGUUGUGACUGAGGAAAAGGAUGAUGCCGUGACCAGUGCAGGCUCUGAAGAAAAGUGUGACGGUUUUUCCUGUAGAGACUCAGAAAUAGUCGAAGGAACUGUUACUUUUAUUAGUGAAGUUGAAAGUGAUGGAGCAGUUACAAGUGCUGGGACAGAAAUAAGAGCGGGAUCCCUAAGCAGCGAAGAGGUCGAUGGGUUCCAGGGAAAUAUGACAAGAUUGGGCCCCAAAAAAGAAACAGAGGGCACUGUGACGUGUACAGGAGCAGAAGGCAGGAGUGAUAACUUUGUGAUCUGCUCAGUAACCAGGGCAGGGCCCCGAGAGGAGCGCAUGGUUACAGGUGCAGAGGUGGCCCUGGUAGAUAAUGACACACCACCAGGAACAAGUGCCAGCCAGGAAGGAGACGGUUCUGUGAUUGAUGGUAUAGAAGGUGAGAGUGCAGUCACCAGCACAGGGAUAACAGAAGAAGAUGGGGAGGGGCCAGCAAGUUGUACAGGUUCGGAAGAUAGCAGUGAAGGCUUUGCUAUAAGUUCUGAAUCAGAGGAAAAUGGAGAGAAUGCCAUGGACAGCACAGUAGCCAAAGAAGUCAGUAAUAUACCAUUAGUUGCUGCUGGUCCAUGUGAUGACGAAGGCAUCGUGACCAGCACAGGUGCCAAAGAGGAGGAUGAGGAAGGGGAAGGCAUUGUGACUAGUACUGGAAGAGGAAAUGAAAUUGGGCAUGCUUCCACUUGCACAGGGAUGGGAGAAGAAGGUGAAGGGGUAUUGAUUUGUGAAAGUGCAGAAGGGGACAGUCAGAUUGGUACUGUGGUGGAGCACGUGGAGGCUGAGGCUGGAGCGGCCAUGAUGAAUGCAAACGAGAGUAAUGUUGAUAGCAUGAGUGGUGCAGAGAAGGAAAUCAAAGACACAGAGAUCUGCUCUAGUCCAAAAGGGAUAGUAGAAAGCAGCGUGACCAGUGCAGCUUCAGGAAAGGAAGAAGUGGCACCAGUUCCAGAAGGUUGCGAGGGUCCCAUGACUAGUGCUGCUUCUGAUCAAAGCGACAGUCAGCUCACCAGGAAAGAAAAAGUUGAAGAUACCACUAUUUCCACUGGCCUGGUUGGGGGCAGUUAUGACGUUCUUGUAUCCGGUGCAGUCCCACAAUGUGAAGUUGCCCACACGUCACCAAGUGAAAAAGAAGAUGAGGGCAUCAUUACCUCUGUGGAAAAUGAAGACUGUGAUGGCAUUAUGGCCACUACAGCUGAUGGUGAGAUCACCAAUCAAAAUAGCCUAGCUGGGGGCACAAGUCAAGGCAAAGGCUUGAUGAUUUCCACCAGCACAACAAAUGAUGAUGCGCCUCAGGUAAGCACGAUGAUCACCACAGGAGAAGGUCAUUCAAGUGCUCUGAGAACCGAAGAAAGUGUAGAAGGCACCAGAGUAAACAUGGAAGAAUUUGAGGCCCCCAUGCCCAGUGCAGUCUCAGAUGAUAGCCAACUCACUCCUGGCAGAAAUGAGGAGAAAGAUGAAUGUGCCAUGAUUUCCACAAGCAUAGGGGAAGAGUUUGAAGUGCCCAUUUCCAGUGCAACAACCACGAAGUGUGCUGAAAGUCAGCAGCCAGUUGCAACCGUGGAAGAAAGAGCUAAAGGUCCGAUCUCAGUAAGCACUGCCGACUUUGAGGUGCCUAUGCCCAGUGCACCCCCAGGAGCCGAGAGCCCUCUUGCCUCAACCAGCAAGGAGGAAAAGGAUGAAUGUGCUCUCAUUUCUACCAGCAUAGCAGAGGAGUGUGAGGCCUCUGUUUCUGGAGCAGUUGUUGAAAGUGGAAAUGAGCAAGCAGGGACAGUCAUGGAAGAAAAAGAUGGGAGUGCUGUCAUCUCCACAAGCUCAGUGGAAGACUGUGAGGGCCCAGUGUCUAGUGCUGCCCCUCAGGAGGGAGUCCAUCCCUCAGUCACACCAGUGGAAGAGAUGAAUGACACUGCCAUGAUUUCCACAAGCACCUCUGAAGAGUGGGAAGCAGUCAUGAUUGAUGCUGUCACCCAAGAUGAAGAUCAGCCCACCAUUGCGAGAGUGGAAGACUUGAGUGAUGCCGCCAUCAUCUCCACCAGCACGGCAGAAUGUGUGCCAGUUGUUGCCAGCAUCGACAGACAGGAAGAGGAUCAGCCGACUGCAAAUAACCCAGAAGGAAAUGGUGCCCUGUCAGCCGCAAAGGUGAACAAGUGUGAGGUGCCCAUGCCCAGCCUAAUUGCUGAGAAUAACUGCCAGUGUCCUAGGCCAUUCACAGGAGGCACAGAAGUGAUGGCAGUGAGCACUGAGGAAGGGCAUGACAGGCUGUCAGUCCAAGAGCCCUCUGCAGGGCAAGGCCAUGCAAGUGCUGUGCGCGCACAAGAGGAAGAGGGACAUGGCAAGGAGUGCCCUGGCAAAGGGCCAUUUGCAGGAAGAGGACAGAAAGAGAGUACUUUGCACCUCAUAAAUGCAGGAGAGGAAGAUAUGUUGUUGAGCUCUGUACAAAGAGAAGAGAAAAGCCCAGAGGCAGGGUUGACAGGGGCCAGUAGCGCAGCAAGUUGUUCAGCAGGAAGGGGCUUGGAGAGUAGUGCUAGCUCACCUGUCCUUCUGAGAGGACCAGGACAGAUGACAGAGGAUCCCUCUGUCAGUAUUUGCUAUUUGGCAGCAGUAAAUACCGGUGCUAAUAAAGCUGGCGACACGCCACCUGUCAAAGACACUGCAGAGGAGCAUUUCUCUGUUCCUCCUGACCAGCAGGGGUCUGAAGACAACCUGAAAACCACUACCACCCAAUGUAUUACUGGCCAAGAAUCAAAAAUUGUUCCUUCCCGCACAACGAUCCUUCCAGCUGCCCACCACGUAGCUCUGUCGGCUCCUAAACGUGAGCAGGACUUGACUACAAAGAGUGAUCAUAGUGGCAAACGUACGGAUCAAGCAUCCACUGAGGAAACAGGAGACGGUAACGGCAUGAGGAAAUCAUUCCACGAGGAAGGAGACUUCUCAGUCACUGUUUCUUCUGAAGUAAAUUUGUGUGACAUAGGCAAUGAAGAGUCUCCAUCGAAUGCUUUGGGAGGACUAGAACAGAAAACCAACUUGAAAACUGAGACAAAUGUGCCUUCAGAAAAGGAGAAAAAUCGUGAAAUUCUAGCACCACCAGAAAGCCUGAGUGAGGAAAAGCCAAGUGGAAUAGCUGAACUACAGAGGCAGCCUUUGCUGGUGAAUGAGUCACUAAAUGUCGAAAAUUCAGGCUCCGACACAAAUGAAGAAAUUCAUAGCAAAUCUUAUAACAAAGGAGAGAUAUCCAGUGGUCAAAAAGACGAUGCAGAAGCUGUAAGAGGUCACCAUAUUGAAGCAAAUCCUAAAGAGGUUGAAGAGGAAGAAAGGCAUGUGCCUAAACGAAAAAGAAAGAAGCAUUAUCCCUCUUCAGAAGAUGAACUGGAUGAUAAUCCAGAUGUCCUGGAUUCCAGAAUAGAAACAGCACAGAGGCAGUGUUCUGAAACUGAGCCACAUGACACAAAGGAAAAGAACUCUGGAGAUUUAGAAGAAUUAUCUAAAACAAGUUCAGAGACAAACAGCACUGUUUCAAGGGCCAUGGAAGAAAAAGAUGAAUACAGCAGCAGCGAAGCUACUGGAGAAAAGGCAGAGCAGAAUGACGAUGACAACAUAAAAUGUCAGGAGGAAGAUCAGCCGAUAAUUAUUAAAAGGAAAAGAGGAAGACCUCGUAAAUACCCUGCAGAAACAGCAUUAAAAAUAAAAGAAGACGACUCCAAAACAGAUACUGGCAUUGUCACUGUAGAACAAUCUCCACCAAGUAGCAAACUGAAAGUAAUGCAAACAGAUGAGUCCAAUAAAGAGACAGCUAACCUGCAAGAAAGAAGUAUAAGCAAUGAUGAUGGUGAAGAAAAAAUGGUAGCAAGUGUACGUCGGAGAGGGAGAAAGCCCAAACGUUCACUCACUCUAUCAGAUGAUGCUGAAUCCUCAGAACCAGAAAGAAAACGCCACAAAUCAGUAUCUGAAGCAACUGAGGACAAGAAAGACCAGGAGUCUGAUGAGGAAGAGGAAGAAGAGGAAGAGGAUGAGCCCUCAGGAGCCACCACAAGAUCCACCACCAGAUCAGAGGCUCAGAGAAAGCAUCAUAGCAAGCCACCUGCACGUGCAACUUCCAAACUUGGCAGCCCAGAAACAGUUUCUCCUAGAAAUCGCCAAAAAUUAGCAAAAGAGAAGUUACCUACCAGCGAAAAAGUUAGUAAACCUCCCCCAUUAGGAAGAUCAAAGACACAGCUCUCCCCUUCUACCAAGCGCAAGAGAGAAGUCAGCCCACCUGGGGCCCGGACAAGAGGCCAGCAGAGGGUGGAGGAAGCCCCUGUGAAAAAGGCGAAGCGAUAAUCCUUACCCCGGUGCCCCUGGCUUGUCGAGGAACACAGUGAAGAGAAAAGGGACGAGCCUCUGUGGCCAUAGGCCUCUUUUUUUUAUAAACCAGAAAAAGGAUAUGCAUGUGCUGUAAGUUCCUAGGUGCAAGCUUUUUCUUGUUAUGUUUUAAACAGCUUUAUAAACUAUUGUUCAUAGAAGAUAUUAUGUACAUUUAUUUCAGAUAAAGGAAAAUAAGUUUACUUUGUAUCUGAACUCAAAACAAAGUAGCUGUAUAUUUUAACAUUUGAAAUUGGGAUUUCCCAAUGUGACACAUCAUUAAUGCAAAUCCUUCCAACCCAUCAGACACCAGGCUGCCUACUGGUAAUCUGUGUAUAGUAUAUAAACAUGUAAAAAUAGGUUGUAUUUUACUCUAUGUAUGAUGCUAAUCAAUGAACACUUUAUUUAUUUUACAGAGAAAACUUAUCUGUGAACUUUACUAUAUAUCUGUUUAUUUUAUUUUAUUAUUUUUUUUUAAUAAAAAAAGGGUUUUAAAUGCUAUGCAGUCAUUAGUAGAAAGUUUUUUAGGACUCUGCCUGCCCUGUAACUAUCUGAAUAUGAUCUGGCAGAAACUCUCGCAUGUAUUCAAGUAAAGUAGUUUAGCUGAAGAAAGGUUCUCCAUUGCUUUUCUGUUCACAGUUGUGACUGUUUUUAAGAAUGUAACCUGUUUUUAGAUUAUACUUGCAUAUGUAACUUUACUACCAGCCCCACCGACGUGAGAGGUUCUGGUUCAGGUAAAGAUACAUCCGGUCACCUGCAGCAGAAACCCCUCUGUGGAUGUUCAUUCCUCUCCUCUGUGCUAUUCUGAAGCUUCUACCAAUAUUCUUUCCAUAUUGUCUUUUUCAGUGAAGAGAAAUACAUUGAAGAUUAGGUCACUCCCGUCUAUCCAGUUUCAGGAUUUUAUGUUGUUUUUAUACACGGUUAUUUCAGGAUAGAAACUGGCUUUAUUGCCAGGUGUUUUUUUAAACAUGUUUUAACUCCCAUAUGAGCAAACUGUCCAACUUAAGUUUUUCAUAGGAUUAAACUUUUCUUAAGAUCAAAUUUGUCUCUUGCAAUGAUGUGAUAAGUUGCCAAAUAAUUGAGAUUAUUUUAAAACAUUUUGUUCAUAUUCUUGUUUUAUAAUUAAAAUUUACAUUCAAUGUGUGUGGGAUUUUUUUUUGACUCUUAAUGUAAGGUGGAUAUUUCUGUCAUUUUACAUGGUUUCUUACUGAGAUUUUAUAUAUAAAUUAUAAAAUGUUUCCCAAAA
Molecule: messenger RNA, 10668 nt
Organism: Lemur catta (Ring-tailed lemur)
Lineage: Eukaryota; Metazoa; Chordata; Mammalia; Primates; Lemuridae
Gene: BOD1L1
Product: biorientation of chromosomes in cell division 1 like 1
Exons: 27
Coding region: 123-9401 (3092 amino acids)
Source: RefSeq, a predicted model, not a curated record